Rotaria sp. Silwood1 is the source of this 422-nucleotide messenger RNA. The record is from the annotation of a GenBank genome assembly. NCBI's taxonomy places the organism in Eukaryota, Metazoa, Rotifera, Eurotatoria, Philodinida, Philodinidae.
CGCCUGUAUCUGAACAUAAUCAAGAUUAUAGUCGUUUAGUACGUGAAAAAGCUAAAGAAUUAGAAAAACAAAUUGAACUAUUUGAAAAAGAAAAUGGAAAAGUACAAUCACUAUGUAAUGAACGUAAUUUAGCUAUUAAAAAAUUAAAACAAGAAAAACGUUUAUUUGAGCAACAUCGACAACAAUUACGUGAUCAUCCCGAUAAAUGUGAACGAGAAGAAAUUGAGUUAUUAAAAAAUCAAGUUUUAACCUUACAAGAAGAUUUAAAACAACGUGAAACACUUUGGUCAACAACAAUCAAUCGUUUGAAAGAACGUAUUGAACCAUUAGCAUAUGAAAAUGCCGAAGUAAAACAAGAAAAAGAUAUUAUUGAACGUAAGCGACUUGAUCUUAUGGAACAAUUACAAACAAUUUCUAAAUAA